AUGCCAAUCAAGGAGGCCAACUGCGACGCCGGAUGGGUAGUGGUCAGCAGCGUUGAACUGGCAAUGAGCGCGCAGCUGCCCAAACUGAACACAACGAAUCCAGCCAAUCCGUUCCCUAUAGUCGUCCAGCCUUUCCAGGAUGAUGACGGUGCUAGCGACAAAUCAUCCCUCCUCGCCGCCGAACAUAUGCGUGCGAUCCCCAUUGGCGCUCCUGCGUUGCCGACCUUGAGCGAGUGUCGCGUGCAGGGUACGGCAGUGAUCACCUCCUUCCGCUAUGAUCCAAGUCUAUUCAACCAUUCCUUCAUCGCCGAUAUGUGUGUUGAGUUCGAGUCUUUGGUGAAGGAUCUCGGUUGCGCUGAUGCCACAAAAAGCAUUAGAGAGUUGUAA
Penicillium canariense is the source of this 387-nucleotide messenger RNA. RefSeq names its product acetyl-CoA synthetase-like protein. The record is from RefSeq and is a predicted model, not a curated record. Bases 1 to 387 code for a protein of 128 amino acids. NCBI's taxonomy places the organism in Eukaryota, Fungi, Ascomycota, Eurotiomycetes, Eurotiales, Aspergillaceae. The transcript has 2 exons.